AUGGACGGCGACGAGAAUAUCCCAAGGUUCUCGUCAAAUAUUCCUCGUCCAAACGUGGUCUCCUCAGCCGGGAGAAGUCUCCAUGAUAUCACAUCCACCGCAAACAAUGCCGCUGGCACCAUGAUGCCUCCGCCGGGCACUAUCAGUCGCAAAUACGUCAAAUCCAUGACAGCUAUGGAAUCAGUUCAGAACAGAAAAACACUCGCCGAAAGGGGUGGUGAAAUCAGAAAGCCAAAUCAAUUUGGCCAUUCAGCCUCCAAAUCCUUGAAUUCUAGGCCCAUUUAUCCGUUGUUGCCGUCUUCGACCUCGAGCUCCUCUCGCCCUGCUUCGGCCGCUCCACGAAAUACAUCCCACAACCUUAACUCCGCCUCCAAUAGCACUACUUCCCGGGCACGCUCUUCUGCCCGAAGUAUCGCUCGACCCCAGACGUCCUUUGGUUAUGGGCGCACUCAUGGCUCCGCCUCCCCUCGCCCAGUAACGUCAAUGAGCACUCGAAAUGACGAUUUCCAUGACUCGAUCUUGGGGAAACGAAAGGGUAUGGACACAAUUUCCUUGGAAUGCUCCUCACCCGAAUCCUUACCCUUCCCUUCAUUGAAAACUGGCCCAACUCCAAGAAGAGGCAGCUAUGACAACCAAAUGAAUUAUGUUUCAGAUUGGUCGAGCUCCUUUGCUGCACAAUCAGUGUCCCACUUAGCAGUGCGGGAGACUUUGCGGAACGUGUCCUUGACCACCGCAAUGCAGGGCUUGACCCUCAAUACUUCCCCGCCAACCCUUACCCUACCACACGGACAUGAUGCCCAGGAAACCACCAGGCCCAAACGAUCCUCUUCUGUUAAAACAACCCAUGGCAUCACUCCCCUUUCCCAGAACAUUCCCACAUCUCUUAAAAAAUCCCCCAGGAAAUCCCCUCCUAAAGUAAAACAGUAUCUAACUCGUGACUCUUCAGUCGAAGCUUGGGACCAAGACGCCAAAUUACAGAAUAUGAAUGCUAUGUGCGAUAUGCUAUUGAGCCGCUUUCAUGGAACAACCAACCAAAGCGCCGGUCUUAAAGAAGCCAUAGAGCUGUAUAAAACCCGACUCCAGGAGGUGGAAGAUAAAAACUCACAGCUUUCUGAGCAAAACAUUUCCAUCCGCGUUGAACUUGACACCACUAAAUCCCGUCUCUCUGUGGCAGAGAAUAAUCUUAAAGAUGUCGCGCGGGAUCACGAAAUUUCCAUGGAUGACUUGGACAGGCAGCACCGCGUUCAAUUAGAAACUGCACGCCAAGAAGCGAAAAAACAGCUCGAGGACCUUGUGGCGAAGCAUCAAGACGAGAUGCGAGAAUUACAUCGCCGGUGCGACGCCCAAAUUGAAGAUGAGAGGAUCAGGCGACAAAAGGAACUCAGCCAAAUGAAUGCGCAAACUGCUGUCGAAAUACAACGUACUCGAAAUGAGUCUGAAAAUAAAGACCGCGAGCUUCGGAGCGUAAAAGCCGAGGUGGAUCGUUUGACAAGUGACUUGGAACGUGAACGGACACUUAAUAAGGAACUUCAACAAAACCUGAUGACCAAUAGUAGUAAUACUUUGACCCUAGAGUCUUCGAUUCGUGCACUGAAGGCUAGGAUUGAGUUCCUCGAGUCGGGUAACAAGGAGCAGUCCGAUGCAUUUGCUCGUCUUGAUCAGGAACUCCGAGAUGCCCUGGCGGAGACUAGCGUCGCCCAGGCAAAGCUACGCAAAGAGGAAUCGUUGCGAAGAAAGCUUCACAAUCAGGUACAGGAGCUGAAGGGAAACAUUCGUGUUUUCUGUCGCGUUCGUCCGAUACUCGACAAUGAGUCAGAUGCAGAUGCGGCACAAAUCGAAUUUCCCGAUUCAGAAGCCGACUCGAAGGAGAUUUCGGUGCUUGGUCCAGAGGAAAAGAGUAGCCUUGGGAACAUUACAACAAAAAAUUACUUUUACUCUUUUGAUCACGUUUUUGGACCAUCAUCUCAAAACACUGACGUUUUCGAAGAGAUCAGCCAACUGGUUCAAAGUGCGUUGGAUGGAUACAACGUAUGUAUAUUCUGCUAUGGUCAAACGGGAAGCGGGAAGACCCACACAAUGUCUUCUGAUGACGGAAUGAUACCUCGGGCUGUUCAUCAAAUAUACGAUACAGCAAGGUCGCUGGAAGAGAAGGGCUGGCACUAUGCAAUGGAGGGGAAUUUUGUCGAGGUUUACAACGAAAACUUGAACGAUCUGCUUGGCAAAGCAGACGAAUUCGAUAAGAAGAAGCACGAAAUACGCCAUGACAUGCAAAAGUGCAAAACAACAAUCACGGAUAUUACAACUGUUAACCUGGACUCCCCCGCACGCGUUGCAUCCAUUCUACGUCGUGCUGCAACCAAUCGCUCAGUUGCUGCAACCAAAGCAAACGAGCGAUCUUCACGAUCACAUUCUGUUUUUAUCCUAAAACUAAUUGGAGAAAAUAAGGUCACGGGAGAAAGGAGUGAAGGAACUCUUAAUCUUGUUGAUCUUGCUGGCAGUGAACGCCUCAGCCAUUCGAAAGCCACAGGAGAGAGAUUGAAGGAAACUCAAAGUAUUAACCGCAGUCUGAGUUGCUUGGGUGAUGUAAUUGCCGCCCUUGGGCAAGGGAAAGACGGCGCACAUAUUCCGUACCGAAAUAGCAAGCUCACAUACCUCCUUCAAUUUUCUUUGGGAGGCAACUCUAAGACGUUAAUGUUCGUCAUGGUCAGUCCUAGGCAUGAGCAUCUCAGCGAAACCCUUACCAGUCUAAAGUUCGCGACCAAAGUCCACAACACUCACAUUGGGACCGCGAAGAAACAGACGAGAAUUAUUCGCGAAUCGUAA
Paracoccidioides lutzii Pb01 is the source of this 2823-nucleotide messenger RNA. Its product is annotated as carboxy-terminal kinesin 2. Bases 1 to 2823 code for a protein of 940 amino acids. The record is from RefSeq and is a predicted model, not a curated record. The transcript has 5 exons. Gene Ontology annotation, biological process: microtubule-based movement. Gene Ontology annotation, molecular function: ATP binding; microtubule binding; microtubule motor activity.